Messenger RNA from Metopolophium dirhodum (rose-grain aphid), 911 nucleotides. RefSeq names its product UPF0545 protein C22orf39 homolog. The record is from RefSeq and is a predicted model, not a curated record. Lineage: Eukaryota; Metazoa; Arthropoda; Insecta; Hemiptera; Aphididae. The transcript is spliced from 3 exons. The coding region runs from base 310 to 741 and encodes 143 amino acids.
AAUGAAAAUUAAUAUCAGAAAUCAGAAUUCAGAAAAUACCUACAAUAUAAAAUAUAUUAAUAUGAAAUUGAAUUUAUUCUGUAUUAGUGUGUUAAUGGUUUAAUAAUUAAAAUUUUAAAUAUUUAAUAUCAACUAAUAAUACAUUUUACUUUCAACACAGAAUAUAUGAAUACUAAUUAUUAUAAUAUAAUAUAAUAUAUUAUGGUUUAAAAUACUGUAUAGCUUUAUAGAAAUAUACGAGUAUUAAAUUUUGUUUUAUUUUUGUUUGUACUAGACUAAAUAAAUAGAUCAAUUAUUUAAAUUAUAAAUAUGAACGAGGAAAAUACAGACACAAAACCCAAAGAUUUGGAUUUAUGGAUGAUACGUCCAUGUGACAUGUAUAACACUGAGUAUGGUGAGUGUACUUCAAUAUCAUCAAGAUUACAUCAGAUGUUUGUUCAUGGAAGUACAGUAGAUUGCAACCAUUGGCACACAGACUAUACAAAUUGUUUAAAAUGGAAAAAUGACAAAAAUAUUCAAGCAGCUGAAACGUUGGUUAAUAGUGAAAAAAAAAAGAGAAACAAUCGAUGGAAAUCAUACUAUGCAAAUAAUGUAUGGGAAAAUAGAACUAGUCCACCAGAAAACUGGAAUGAACCAUUGCCAGAUUAUAUAGCAAAACGAAGACAAAAUUCAACAUUAAAGGAUACAUUUGAGGAGUAUAAUGCAGAAAUAGAUAAUAAAUCAUUUUGUUUAAUAAUGUGAAAUUUGUAUACAAAUAUUUUCUUAAGUUGGUUAAUGUUAUCAUAUUAUUUAGUAAUUAUGAGGUUUUUAUUUAGAAACCAACUGUUGAAAAUAAAAUAGUAUUCUAUCAGUUAUAUCAUAUGAGAUUCUUGAAUAAUAUACAAUACAAUUAUUGUAUUUAUCCUGUUAAA